This is a messenger RNA of Staurois parvus, 491 nucleotides long. Lineage: Eukaryota; Metazoa; Chordata; Amphibia; Anura; Ranidae. The record is from the annotation of a GenBank genome assembly.
UUCCACUCUAACAGUCAAUGUAAAAUAGUAAAAAUGAAGCCAAUGUACAGGUCAUAAUGUUACUAUCAAUAAUGUUCAAUAUUCUACCUGAUCAUGGUGAGGGAUGGUGUGAUCAUCUUGUGUGGGAUCCUGAGAACAUAGAAGACUUGGGCAUCUCUCUAGUGGGUUCCCAUUACUGGAUCCAUCUACCUGAUGAUGGUGAGGGAUGGUGGGACCUUCCUGUGUGGAAUCCUGGGAAUACAGAGGACGGGGACAUCUCUCUGGUGGGUUCCCAUGACUGGAUCCAUCUGAAUGUUGCUCAUAUUUCUACUCUGAAAAUUAAAUAUAAUAGUAAAAAUGCCAUUACUGUGCAGAGUAUAAUGUAACUACCAAUGAUUGUAAAUCUUCAACCUGAUGAUGGUGGGGGAUGGUGUGACCUUCCUGUGUGGAGUCCCGGGAAUACAGAGGACGGGGGACAUCUCUCUGGUGGGUUCCCAUUACUGGAUCCAUCU